This is a messenger RNA of Trichosurus vulpecula (common brushtail), 1585 nucleotides long. RefSeq names its product gremlin 1, DAN family BMP antagonist (gene GREM1). Gene Ontology annotation, biological process: animal organ morphogenesis. The record is from RefSeq and is a predicted model, not a curated record. The transcript has a single exon. The coding region runs from base 1 to 555 and encodes 184 amino acids. Lineage: Eukaryota; Metazoa; Chordata; Mammalia; Diprotodontia; Phalangeridae. Gene Ontology annotation, molecular function: BMP binding; receptor ligand activity.
AUGGGUCGAACCGCCUACACCGUGGGGGCAUUGCUUCUCCUCUUGGGAACCUUACUGUCUGCCACCGAAGGGAAAAAGAAAGGAUCUCAAGGUGCCAUCCCACCUCCUGAUAAAGACCAGUACAAUGACUCAGAGCAGACUCAGACUCCCCAACAGCCUGGAUCCAGGAAUCGGGGGAGGGGCCAGGGCCGGGGCACUGCCAUGCCCGGGGAAGAGGUGCUGGAGUCCAGCCAGGAGGCCCUGCAUGUGACUGAACGCAAAUACCUGAAGCGGGACUGGUGUAAGACACAGCCUCUCAAGCAGACCAUACAUGAAGAGGGUUGCAACAGCCGCACCAUCAUCAACCGCUUUUGCUAUGGCCAGUGCAACUCUUUCUACAUUCCCAGGCACAUCCGGAAGGAGGAAGGCUCCUUUCAGUCAUGUUCCUUCUGCAAGCCCAAGAAAUUCACCACCAUGAUGGUGACGCUCAAUUGUCCCGAAUUGCAGCCACCGACCAAGAAGAAAAGAGUCACCCGGGUGAAGCAGUGUCGCUGCAUAUCUAUUGAUUUGGAUUAGGCCACAGACACCCAGCCUACCUAACGACUCAGCCCCAGAUGCGCACAGUGCCCAGUCAAAGACAGCUUGGCACUUCCUAUGCUCAAAUCCCAAAUGCAGGAAGAACCACUCACUGCCUCUGGGCAUGAGCAAGCACCUAUGUAUUUGUCUGUGCAUUGGAGCAUUGCAUGCAUGUCCAGAGGCACCAUGGGGGAUAAAACAAUCUCUUCUGGAGGGCACUUCCUAUUAUGUAAAGAGUAUCUGUUGCACUUGGGGUUGAUGCAGAUGACCCAAAUCCCUGGCAACUUCCCUCAGGCAAAUCACAAGCCGUACAGGGAUGUUGUCUUGCUUUGCCUCUGCCUUCAAUACGCCUUCUUAGGCACCUAAGAUUCUCUUCAGAAUGAGUGUUGUAUGAACAGUGGUUAACCCUGGGUUUUGUUAAGGGAGAAUGGAAAGGGACUUGCUUUCAGAUCUGUACCUGACAUAGAAAAGUGAUUUCAGAAGCUCCUUCUCCUACCCAGCCUUUGGUCCAUGCCCACAAACUCCAAAUCAAUAGCUGUUUCCAAACCAAACUCUUUUCUGUGAGCUCUCCCUGUUAUCUUCUUACCAUGGUUUUAUAUACUUUCCUCUUUGCAAAAAUACUCCAGUUACUUGGAUUGCCAGAAAAAUGGAGGUGAGACACUGAGGGGCUAGUAGUGGUCCAGGAAGUAGAAUUUAGGGGUAGGGUCCACAUGAGCUUGGAAGGAUUGAGGUAGGGUGUGUAUAGGGAAUUGAACAUGAAAACACUGUAAAAUCAUCCUUUGAAGUAGAGAUUUUUUUUUGCUGCAUGAAACAGAACCUAAGUAAAGCAAGGACUCAACAAAUGUCUUGCACAACACCCUUAACUCUAUUGUGCAUUUUGAAAAGGACCUGAAUAAAAUAUGGUAGGCUUAGCUUUGAUUUUCUCGACAUUAUUUGUCGGGAUCCAAAUUUUCAACUGUGGCACUUUCCAACCCAAGAUCAUUUUUCUAUCUUGCUGAUUUUUCCAGCCCAUCGAAAAUUCACAAUAUAU